Varanus komodoensis (Komodo dragon) is the source of this 5764-nucleotide messenger RNA. RefSeq names its product DENN domain containing 2C (gene DENND2C). The transcript has 20 exons. The record is from RefSeq and is a predicted model, not a curated record. The coding region runs from base 403 to 3174 and encodes 923 amino acids. Lineage: Eukaryota; Metazoa; Chordata; Lepidosauria; Squamata; Varanidae.
GGGAAUUGGGUGGGAGCGCUGCCGCCGCCAUGGAAGCCGUCUUCACAGGUUGCUGCCUUUGCGAAGCAGGAAUCUGACCAGAAUAUCUCUGCAUGGAACCUGGAGCCCUCCUGGAGCCAUAGGAAGGGAGUUGGCUCUGCUUUGGAGGAGGGCUGGGGCAGCAACUGCAAAGGGAAUGCCCCUCUGGUCCCACCCACAAGGCUGCCGUGGCUCCCCAGGACAGAACCAAACUGGACAGGUGCCAUCAGGAUACACUUCCACUGUUGGUGCAGUUGUGCCACUCCACAAAUUGGAUUUGAUUAGAGGCCAGCAACAGCUAGAUUUGGGGGAUUACAGAUCUCUGCUACCCUAUCUGGAAGUAGCCUGCUGUGAUGGAGCUGUAGUGACGGUAGCUGCCCUGCCAUGCACCCAACAGGGAGCAUCGACCCUGGCUUUUCCCGUUCUGCUGUGCAAACCUUGUCACGUAGCCACUGCCGGAACAUCAAGCAAAAGAUCUCUCAGUGGGAGGGUCGGACAAAAGGGGAUUGUCAGGAGGAAAGGCAGAAACCCAAGGACUUUGGAGUUAAGUAUGGCCAGGACAGCAAGGGGAAGCCAGUGGGACUUGGGCAUGGCAAGAAUGUAGGAGGGCUAGCAAGUGUGCAGAAUCUUGGCUUAGAUUUUCGGGAGAGCUCUCAUCUCUGUUGUGUGGCUGAGGAGGAUGAGGAUGAGAAACUCCAAGAGAGUUUGGUUGAGCCGUUCCCCAAUGGAGUUACACCCAAAGGAGACGAAGAGGAAUGGCAAGGGGAGAGGCUGCCGCCAGGGAACUUCUACACCUCACGGGACCUAUGGAAACAAAUUGAAGCACUUCCUCCUGAUAAAUUUCUCUCCAUUGCUUUGGACUGGAAAAGUAAACGGGAAAGCUGUGGCUCAGCAGAGAAGGAGCUGAAUGUUGCUCUGACAAAGAGCUUGGAGAACAUAUACUGUGACGUUGAAGGCCAGGAAAGGCAGUCAGCCAUCAACCCAGUACCCAAACCACAAAGGACUUUUCGCUAUCUUUGUGAGAAAGACCAUGCAGAAUGCCCUAAUGGAGGCCAGACUGAGAGGAAGCCACCAGAACAUCAGUGCAAUGGUGGUUACCCUGUAGCACCCUCCCAUGACUCUGAGCAGAAAAUGGUCAGCAGAGGAAUCAGAGGCAGAUCCAAGAGAAAGUCCUUUGAAUUUGAGGACAUCCAAGGUUACCGAAACCGGCUAGCAGCUAUGGAGUACCAAAAACUCCACGAAGAAGUGAAUGGCACUGCAAAUUUCCGUCUCUAUUGCACACAGUCAGAGGACAACCUAUAUGAGGACAUUACUGAUCCUGCUAAGGAGAAUCUCUAUGAAGAUAUCAAAGUGAAGCCUUUGUGGAAGGUCCCAUCAACUUGGAAACUGCCUCCCCCUCGGAACACCUUCAAGCCUCCCAAGCUUCCCCCCAAGCCACACUUCCUUCAUCGUAAAACCUUGGAGCUAAAGACCACACGGAUCUUCCUGCCGGGGAAGUUGACAAAGGACACAACUCUACCUGUUACGCUGACAGAAUGGAAGUUCUUUAAAGCAGGCGAAGCUGGAAGCAGGAAGAGAAAGAACCUCCCCCGGUUUGUAUUGAAAAUCCAGGAGAUCUUUGCCUCCAAAAGAGGAAAGAAGCAAGUGAAGUUGGUGGCACAGACAGGAAAAGAAGUUUCUCCGGCCAGAGGUGAAACCAAUGGCUAUGACAGUGAACCAGAGAAUCUUUCAAAAAGUCGCCAUAAGCGCCUGCUGCAGGUUCAGGCUCAAUCCAAAAGGAACCCACAUUACCAGACGCUGGAGCGGGACCUCAUUGAGUUCCAGGAGCAGCAACUUUUUGAGCUUUUUGUGGUGGUGUCAUUACAGAAGAAGCCAUCAGAAGCUACCUACACUCCACAGGUUAUACAGCAGUUUCCUAGCAAGCCUGACCACCACUUUCGGCAGUCUAAGGAUACUGAAGAGAGGCUGAAGGUCAUCCCUAAAUUCUGUUUCCCUGACCCAAAAGACUGGUGCCCAACAUCUGAAGCAAAGAGUGAAACCUUUUCCUUUGUGCUGACUGGUGAGGAUGGCAGCCGCUGGUUCGGAUAUUGCAAGAAGCUCUUGCCUGAAGGAAAGGGGAAGCGACUCCCUGAAGUAUACUGCAUGGUAAGCCGCCUAGGCUGCUUCAACCUUUUUUCCAAGAUACUAGAUGAAGUGGAGAAGAGGCGUGAGAUGUCCCCAGCUCUUGUCCACCCAUUCAUGCGCAGUGUCAUGGAGGCACCAUUCCCUGCUCCUGGGCGCACCAUCACUGUAAAGAGCUUCCUUCCAGGAGCUGGAAAUGAGGUGAUUGAGCUUUGCCGUCCACUAGAUUCUCGGCUGGAGCAUGUUGACUUUGAAUGUCUACUUGAGUGCCUAAGUGUCUCUCACUUGAUCCAAGUAUGUGCUUCUCUCCUGCUGGAAAGGAGAGUUAUCUUUGUUGCUGACAAUUUAAGCACCUUGUCCAAGUGUGGCCAUGCUGCAGUUGCAACACUCUACCCGUUCACCUGGCAACACACCUAUAUCCCUGUCCUGCCAGCUUCCAUGAUUGACAUUGUCUGCUCUCCAACCCCUUUCCUUAUUGGCAUUCUCUCCUGUUCAUUAACACAUCUCCAGGACCUGCCUAUAGAAGAGGUACUGAUAGUUGAUCUCUGUGCUGAUAAGUUUUUGCAACAGGUUUCAGAUGAGGAUGAAAUCCUACCUCACAAACUCCAGGCUGCACUUGUACAGAUUUUGGAAGAAAGAAAUGAAAUUUUGUCACAGGAGCGGAGUUACAAACAAGGUGAUGUGUCCCUGGACUCCCUUGUUUCAGAGGCUUUUGUGCGCUUUUUUGUGGAGAUUGUGGGGCACUAUUCCUUGCACAUGAACGUCACUGAGAAAGGGGAGCGUGUAUUCCAGCGAGAGCCCUUCCGGAAGUCCCACACCUCCCGCAAUGUGCGUCAUUUCCUAGACAUCUUCAUGGAGACGCAAAUGUUUGCUGGUUUCAUACAGGAUCGAGAGCUGCGAAAGAGUGGAGUUAAAGGCUUGUUCGAAGUCCGUGCUUUGGAAUAUUUGGAGACCAUUCCUGAAUCUGAGCCCAGUGGAAUGAACAAAAUCCUUCGCAGUCUGGGUAAUAAAAUGAAAUUUCUACAAAAAAAGUGAGAAGCCGAGUACAAAAUUGCUGCUAAGCAUGAUUUUAAGUUCCAAACAAGCCAUAAUGAUGUGGCACUGCAUUGGCUGUUGCGUGGUAUCGGGAAUUUUUGGACUUCGCUCAGAAGAGCUUCAUCCAACUGGGAAAGAGAACCCAAAACCAGAGUGGAAUUCUCAAUGUUUGCUCUACCUGGUCCAACUGGAGUAUUACUGGGAGAAACUGGGUUUCUUCAACUGUGGAACUGGUCUGCAAGGGGAACACAAUUAACUGUAUGGAUUGUAUCCCUGUUUAUGCUGCUUGGCCUGAAGAGACCUUCCCUUCAUCCUCAAAUAUAAUUUUUUAAAAAAUAUAUAUAUAUAUGAUUCCUGCUCAGAGCAAUCCUGGGGCUAAAUUGAUGCCCUUUAUACAGUGGAACUAACUAUGGAAAACAGCAUGAAUCCAGCAAUUGAUCUAUGCUGAUACUGUACUGUAGAGAUAUUUUGUGCAAGGAAAAGGGCCCAUAUAACUGGAAAGGUAAACUUGGUAGAAGCAGUUCAACCAUCCUCAUCUAUUAUGUCACCCAGUUAUGUUCUCUGCUGUUGGCCUUAGUUCAGCUAUGUUUUCUCAAACCAUUGGCUUUACUUAUGUAUUGCAAAGCCUUCUGUUUUGCAGGUAUUAACAGCAAAAGAAGAACAUCCACCUGUUUGAUACUUUGGUUUUAUGCUGCAAAAACCUCGGCCUCUGUCAGUUGCUGCAAACAUACAUGUUGUUUGGACUUUUUACAAACUCAUCUCCAUUACACCAUGGGAUUUACCUUACAGAAGAGUGAUGUUUACUUGUUAGGAAAAUGCCCUUUGAUCCCAAUUGGGAGACAUGAAGACUUUUACAGUGGCAUUACAAAGAGCGGGGUUUGAUACAGAGCCACUCUAAAAAGAUAAGCAAGCUUCUUAUAACUGCAUUUUGCUGUGAAACCUGUGUGGGAUAGAAAUAGUUCUCCCUCAGAUAUUGAACAUCCAACUAAAACAUUUUCCUCCUCCUCUAAACCUAGGUCUGUUACCUGCUUUUAAGAAAUGCUAUCUUGGUAGCCACCAUUACAGGAAAGAGAUCAAAUGCUGCACACUGUAUUCCAGCUCCUCUGUGGCUUGCAUACCAUUUGAAACAGCAGUUUAUAGUUUCUAAUAACAAAUACAUGUUCCCUGAAGUUAAGCUAUUAUGAUAGAUUGUCAUUUGUCUUACUAAACUACUCCAGUGCCUCUGCGGACCUGUCAUGUGUCACUGGUUACUUUCCAAUGAAGCUUUACCGUAUGUUUACACAGAACAAAUGAACUCAGGAUAAAUAGAACUUUUAUGUGGCCUUGGACUAAGUCAAAAUUGCCAAAUAAGAGUGAUUCUUUUGACACAUUGAAAUGUUGUACGCUGGUGCACUGGAUUAGUCUUUCUCUGCCACACAGCUAAACAGCCCCCCAGAUUAGGAUGAAAUAUGGAUUUGGGGUCCAUAUGUUUCUAUGUUGAUUACCUGUAUCUGAAAUCUGCUGCUUAUUCUGGGGAGAGAUCCUGAAUGCUAUUUUUUGCAACACACAAAAUGGACCAGACCAAAAAGGAAAGAAAAGGUGAGGGGCGGGGUGAGAAAAAUUGUAGCAGAGCUCAUGUAAAAAGUUUUUGCAUGUGGUCUGAAUUCCCAGCUGUGCCUACAAUGUUUCUGGCAGAAAGAAUUGGCAAAAACUUGGUCCCAGUGAUCUGUCAUUGGAUGCAGGAGUGUAUCAGGAGGCCUGAAAAUGAUUUCUUUCUAGGUCCAGUUGUGCAAGGCCAACAGGGCACCCCAUCCACAUUUACCCCAAAAUAGUUCCCUCCAAAUACAGUACACAAAGGUUUUUAGUCUUAGCGGGAAUGGAGAAUGUGUGGCCUUCUAGUUAAGUGAACUGCAACUUCCAUCAACCUUAGGCAGAAUACCCAAUGGUGAGAUAUGAUGCGAAUUGCAGUCCAAGUGACAUCUGGAGGUCCUCAUUUUCCUCAUUCCUAGCUGCUUUAGAAUAAGUACUGUGAACUUAAUGGCACCUAAAAGACCUUGUUGGUCACAUAUUUAGGGCCACUGUUUUACUUGGUUUGCUGUUGCAGUUGUUUUGAAUCUUUACUGUUGCCACUCUUGAAUUAGUUUCUUGAUAAGAGGAAGCAAGAAUUAAUCACUGAUUGAAUAGUAUGUUUCAGCACUCAAAACUAAGCUGCACUUGAUCAGAGGGCAGGAAGGAAACUUAUUUUGUUGUUCAUGUCCACUUUUAGAAAAUAGGGAGUUAAUUUAGCCCCCAGGGUAUAUAACCCUAAUUUUUAUAAUUCCACUGACACUAUUGCACACAGCUAGAUAGGAAAUACAUACCUUUCCAUCAUAUCCAGGAAACCUUCAGACCAUCUGUACUUCUUGGUGCUGGUCUUUCUCCUGUGUGGUGUGCUUUUUUGUUUUUGUUUUUAAUUUAAGUCUGUUCUGCUCAGUGUGAAUCAAGCCAUAUUCUGUGGUGUAUAGAUGAAACCAAAAUUGUAUGUACAGUAACUGAACCAAAAUAAACCAGGUUCUUUCAGGAACAAGUUCAAAUAAAAUAUGCUCCUUUUUUGGUGUGUAUUGAACCAUCA